AUGCCGGGUCUCCCUAAGGAUUCAACUUGGUUUGUCUCAGAAGGAAUUCAGCCCAGACUGCCUUUCUCUCAAGUCCAACCAGGCCAUCCCUGGUCACCUGGACUCUUAGGACCCUCGGCCACCAAGUCUGCCCGCCCCCACCAAGCCCCGCUGUGCACAGCUGACAUCAACGUGGACCCCCUGGAGAGCUGGCAGCCCCAGACACCCUAUUGGACGACGACAAGCUUUCCAGCAGCGACACCAGACGAGACGGGUCCAGAAGCCCUCUGGCCGGCACAAAGCUCGCCAGCCCCGCCGAGGACGCACAAGAAGAAAACGUACAGCCGGCUCUCGAAGCCGCCCUACACUUACUUAGCGAUGAUUGCUCUGGUCAUCCAGCGCGCUCCGGAGAAAAGGCUGCCCUUGCGGCAGAUCAUUGCCGAUAUCCAGGCCCUCUUUCCCAUUUUCAGCGACGGCUACCAGGGCUGGAAGGACUCUAUCCGGCACAACCUCUCCUUGAACCCCUGCUUCAGCUUGGAGCUCAAGGACCCCUCAAAACCCAACAGCAAGGGGAACUUCUGGACGGUGGACGUGGCCCGUAUCCCCACCGGCGCCCUCAAGCUGCGGAACACGCCCAUCUCUCGCCGGGCCAAACUGGCUUUCGCACGGGACCUGACCCCGUACGUGCUCCACGGCUCCCCUUACCCAGUAUCACCAGAGCUCCCCUGUACAGAGACCCCCCUCCCCCCACCAGGGAGGCUUGUAAGCCUCAAAUCUUGUCUGAGCGACGUGGGAGACCUGCUCCCUGCCUUGCGGGCCUUUCCCCGCCUGAACUGGGAGGGCGGGGCCUGGACUGACUCCAGCUACAAAAGCCGAGGCUGCGGAAGAGACCAGAGACCAUCUCGACUGUCUCUUAGCGCAGACCCAAGCCUGAGCUUCCACAGCUGCUGCCCCCCACGAAUCACCAUCCACAGGAGGGGAAGCAACAGCUGCAGAAACGUUCUACGCGAGAACAUGUUAUGCUCUUGCUAACAAUGCUAUUUUAAAUGUGCAUUUUAUAUUUGACUUCCUUUCGUAAUGUUUUCCUUUGAAAUGCCUUAAGGCAUUUUUUUUUUGUUAACUUCGCUGCGUC
Lacerta agilis (Sand lizard) is the source of this 1111-nucleotide messenger RNA. RefSeq names its product forkhead box protein H1-like. Lineage: Eukaryota; Metazoa; Chordata; Lepidosauria; Squamata; Lacertidae. The record is from RefSeq and is a predicted model, not a curated record. Gene Ontology annotation, biological process: regulation of DNA-templated transcription. Gene Ontology annotation, molecular function: DNA-binding transcription factor activity; sequence-specific DNA binding. The transcript has a single exon. Bases 1 to 1011 code for a protein of 336 amino acids.